Messenger RNA from Verticillium dahliae VdLs.17, 690 nucleotides. RefSeq lists its product as uncharacterized. The transcript is spliced from 2 exons. Lineage: Eukaryota; Fungi; Ascomycota; Sordariomycetes; Glomerellales; Plectosphaerellaceae. The record is from RefSeq and is a predicted model, not a curated record. The coding region runs from base 1 to 690 and encodes 229 amino acids.
AUGGCAGAAGCACCUGCUCAGCCCCCCGUCUUGCCUCUGCCGUUCAAGCUGUCGAGGUCAGAGAAGAGAAUCAUCCUCUCGUCCAUCAACGGCAGUCUGCUGCGGUCCCACGCCGCCCUCGAGCUGGCGAGGGCCCUGACGGCGCCCGACGGCGCCCGCGCCCCCGACCAGCGACGCGGCCGCGACGCGUACCUCGACGCCCUGGCGCACGCCAGCGAGGCCCACAGGGACGCCGUCGAGUUUCACCGCUGGCAGCAGGCGGCGCGCGCGCAGGGUGUACCGCGGCCACUGCUUCCGCGGCUCGGCGCGUGGCGGCGCGCGCACGCGUGCUACGUGCGCGGCGCCAGCGACAAGAUGGGGGAGGAAGCGGCGGCGGCGGCGGCGGCGGUUGGGACUGGCAGAUGGCCGGACGAGGGGCCCAAGACGGUGAGCUUCAGCCCUGUUGAGGAGCACCUUCUCGAUCAGGCGUCGGCGGGGGUGCCGGCCAAGAUCGCGGAUGUGACGUCCGAGGGCGAUGGUCCGCUCGCUGGUGAGUCGUGCUGGAUCCGGAACGCCGAGGGACGCAUCGUUGCCUACCGCUGGGAGAAGCCACAGCUGAGGAGGGUCGAGGGGACGGCGUACCUCAAGUGGUGGGAGGAGGCGGUCAAGCCCAUUGAACUUGACGAGAACGACAUUUGGUUUACCAAGUGA